Molecule: messenger RNA, 1689 nt
Organism: Brassica napus (rape)
Lineage: Eukaryota; Viridiplantae; Streptophyta; Magnoliopsida; Brassicales; Brassicaceae
Product: dof zinc finger protein DOF3.6-like
Exons: 2
Coding region: 302-1333 (343 amino acids)
Biological process (GO): regulation of DNA-templated transcription
Molecular function (GO): DNA-binding transcription factor activity; DNA binding
Source: RefSeq, a predicted model, not a curated record
ACAUCUAGAUGUUUAAAUUGACAUUUACUUCCAAAAAGGUUAACAAGAAAUAAGAAGGUUUUGAUGAAAACAAAACAAAAAGAAACAAAGAGCGUAAGAAUAAUGGAAAUUUAAAGGAAAAGAAAAAAAAUAGAAAAUAAAUUAAAUAAGGAAACGUCAUCUCUUCUUUUUAUCUCUCAUUUAUAAGCUCCUCCCUUCUCUCUCUGUCUUUCUCUAGAUCACCUCUCUCUUAAGUGAUUGAUUUUCCACCAUAUCUGCAAAGUCUUACCUUAGAAGAAAGCUUUUAUAGCUAAAUUCAGAUAUGGUUUUCUCCUCUCUUCCAGUGAAUCAGUUCGAUUCACACAACUGGCAGCAGCAAGGAAACACACAACAGCUAGACCGUGUCACAUCUGACCAGAACCCUUUACAACAUUUCUCAUCACCACCGGCUGCUCAGGCUGGCUCGAGCCAAGCCAGGGUGAAUUCAAUGGUAGAACGUGCUCGGAUCGCGAAAAUCCCAUUGCCUGAAGCAGCUCUAAAGUGCCCUAGGUGUGAAUCCACCAAUACUAAGUUCUGUUACUUCAAUAACUACAACCUUACUCAGCCUCGCCAUUUUUGCAAGACAUGUCGCCGUUAUUGGACACGUGGCGGUGCACUGAGGAAUGUUCCUGUCGGAGGAGGCUUUAGGAGGAACAAGAGAAACAAACCCAACGGCGGUGGGAGAUCGAAAGCUACGGUCGCGGUUUCGGCUGAUAACAAUAAUACUACUUCAUUGCUUUCUUGUCACCCAAGUUACUCAAACCCUAGCAAGUUUCUUAGCUACGGCCAAAUGCCAGGGUUUAAUUCCAACUUGCCCAUAUUGCCUCCUUUCCAAAGCCUUGGAGAUUACAUUUCAAGUAACAUUGGAUUGGAUUGGAGUUCUAGUGGUGGAAUUGUGGAUCCAUGGAGAAUACCUUCAUUGCAACAAGCUCAGCAAUUCCCUUUCUUGAUCAACGCGAAAGGGUUGGAGCAACCUUCAACUGUGAUGUAUCCAUCACUAGAAGGCAAUGAAGGUGUUAGCUAUGCUAAUCCUCAAAAAGAGGGUAGUGAUUAUUCCAGUCAGCUAAGGUCUAAACCCUUGAUGGAUAUGGCUUCAAGUGGAGAUCAGACCGCACAAGCUAGAAAUGUGAAGGCCGAAGAGAAUGAUCAGGGUGGGAACGGACUGAAUAACUUCUCUAGAAACUUUUUGGGGAAUAUUAACAUAAAACCAGUGGAGGAGAAUGAUGGAUACACAUCUUGGGGAGGUAGUAGCAACAUUAGUAGUUCAUGGACUGGUUUCAGCUCCAACAACUCAACCGGCCAUCUCUCAUUCUAAGUAUGCAGCAAUUUUUCUUGAUGAUUAUUUUGUUGGUUGGGUUAUACAUGGAUCGCUUGUCAUGGGAGCUAUAUAUUACUGAGGACUGAGGAGAAAUCAGGCCAUGGAUAAAGGAGCUAUAUAUAUAUGAUCCAAAGGCUAAUUUUGGGGCUCAGGGGGGAGAUAUGGUUAUAGUAUUAUGUUUUCGGUCUUUUAGAAGAUAUUUAGAGUGUGAGUAUGUUUAUCAAAAUUGGUGUUAUUGGCUAUAUAAAUAGAAGUGUGGGUUCAGUAUUAAGGAGUUGUAGUGGAAACUUUUGUUUAUGUGUGUGAUUGAAUAAUCUAUCGAAUUCUCAAUUUCUUAUAAACCCUUUACGAGA